AUGGAGCUGGGUCGAACCUCUCACCUUCAACGAAUCACCCCCUGCGUCAUCUUCUGGGAGAUUUGGAAAGCCCGUAACACCGCUAGAUUUGAUGGAACCAAGAUUCAUGCUCCAUCCAUCACGGACAAUGUGAAACGAUGCCUGCUAUCGUUGGCUUCGCUUUUCCCUGACGUCCUCCACCCCCCAGCCUAUUCUUUCCCUCGGGCUGACCUAGGCAUGUCUUCCUUGCGCCAGGUUUCCAGCCCCCUGAUAGUUGUCAGAUGGCAGAUUCCUCCCACGGGUUGGAACAAGCUAAACGUCGAUGGAUCUACGAUUGAAAACCCGGGCCCGUCGGGAGGCGGCGGUUUAUGUAGAAAUGAUAGAGGCGACUUCAUCUCCGGCUUCUUGGCAGGCUAUGGCCCCGGCUCCAAUGUCUAUGCUAAACUAAGGGCCAUUCAUGAUGGGCUUACACAUUGCGUCACCCUCGGCCUGCAGAAUAUUAUUGUGGAGUCUGACUCCAAAUUAGUUGUCGAUUUCUUAAACGGUCUGGCGAAGCCCUCCUGGAAAUGGUCAUACUAG
This is a messenger RNA of Magnolia sinica, 558 nucleotides long. RefSeq lists its product as uncharacterized. The transcript has a single exon. The coding region runs from base 1 to 558 and encodes 185 amino acids. Gene Ontology annotation, molecular function: RNA-DNA hybrid ribonuclease activity; nucleic acid binding. NCBI's taxonomy places the organism in Eukaryota, Viridiplantae, Streptophyta, Magnoliopsida, Magnoliales, Magnoliaceae. The record is from RefSeq and is a predicted model, not a curated record.